Messenger RNA from Kluyveromyces lactis, 861 nucleotides. RefSeq lists its product as uncharacterized. The record is from RefSeq and is a predicted model, not a curated record. Bases 1 to 861 code for a protein of 286 amino acids. Lineage: Eukaryota; Fungi; Ascomycota; Saccharomycetes; Saccharomycetales; Saccharomycetaceae. The transcript has a single exon. Gene Ontology annotation, cellular component: membrane.
AUGUCAAACAUUGAAAGAGCCGCUCCUGAGACGCAGCCAGAUACUGAGCCUGUUGUCGCUGUUCCAUUAACCGACGAGCCUGUCGUUGCUGCGCCUGCACCAGCUACUGUUCCAGAUACCACCGUGCCAGCAAGUCAGCCAGUUGAUGUACAACCAAUGUCCGAGCCAGUGAUUCAGGAGACUCCAUCCUCAAAGUCUUAUUUCCCAUACACGAGCAGCUUGUUCCACAAUAUUGUCCGUGGGUUGCAAUCCAUGUUUACCAGUUUAGUUCUCUCCUUGACUGCUACUAGUAUUGCUAAGGCUAGUUGGGGUGACAGCAAGACGAACUUUGGUCUUGCGGUAUCCGUUAUGACUUUUGUCUAUUUCCUUGCUGGGGGCAUUUUCUGGGGAUUUGCAUCAGCUUCUGCGAGAUCUGCCGUGCCAGUUUCUGUGUUUUUCGGCUUGGAAGCUUUCUUUGUGUUGAUGUGGUUCUGUGCAUUUGUCGUGCUUGCUGAUAAUUUCAGCCAUUCCUGCAAUUAUGGCUCAUUUUUCUGGACUAGUAGUUCAUCGGACGAUUGGUCCGUUAGUUGUAAAGCUGGUAAAGCUGCUGCUGCUUUUGCCGCGUUUGCCUGGUUAUUCUUCGUGGUCUCUUUCAUUAUCUACAUUUUUAACGUCUUGCGUCCAGUCUUGUCUCAUUACGGUUCCUCCGGCUGGUUGAAGACGAACGCUGUGGAAUUGAACCCAUGGACUUUCUUAUCUGGUACCUUCAUCUUCAACAACUUUGUUGCCCAAGAGGACUUUAAACAUGAAGAAGGUCUCCCAGAAACUGCUACAAACAGCACCUAUGAGCCUCAAAAUCAAGUUCCUCCAACUACAGUUUAA